Molecule: messenger RNA, 6062 nt
Organism: Branchiostoma floridae (Florida lancelet)
Lineage: Eukaryota; Metazoa; Chordata; Leptocardii; Amphioxiformes; Branchiostomatidae
Product: BTB/POZ domain-containing protein 7-like
Exons: 8
Coding region: 315-2765 (816 amino acids)
Biological process (GO): morphogenesis of a branching epithelium
Molecular function (GO): protein binding
Source: RefSeq, a predicted model, not a curated record
UUUCUGGUCUUCCGUCACGAUUUAUUAUGUUUUCCAACUGCCCUUCCGGACUUACCCGAAUAUUUCCGGAUUUCUACGAACAAAACCGACUAUGCAAAUUACCACCGCCGAGGGAUUUUGUGUAGCUUCACUAGAGACGUCGAGCUUCCACCUUGCACUGCUACGAAAUUCGGUCUUGGGAGCUUUCUAGAUCGUCACGGGAUGGGACUGAUGGAUGUCUCCAGGGGCUAUUAGGGCUGAGUGAUUCAUCUCUACAAGAUGUGGCAUAGAUCCAGGCUCUACACUCUGUUCUCCGCAUCCACACAGUUGUAGCUAUGGGUGCUAAUGCAUCGACUGGGGGUCCCGGCGAGAAGAUCCCCAACCCACAGUACAGGACAUCGGCGUUACUCCACAGGUACUCGUCUGUUGACACACCGUUGGACCCAGAUGUGGGACACGGAAUUCCGCACACGCUGGCCGCGUCCCGGCAUCACUCCGACAAGAAGAAGAAGUCCUCGGCCUUCGCUACUGUCCGUAAGAAGCUUACGCGGAGGAAAAAGGGUAGCAAGUCGGCAGACCAUGCGAAGGCUAUCCGUGAGUUGACCUGUAACUGGGAUGCGAGGGAUAUCAAUGCUCUUGUGGAGGAAUAUGAGGCAGGGGCUGCACUGAAAGAGCUCAGCAUCCAAGCUGACCUGGCACGGCCACCUUCCUCCCUCCUACAACAGGACCUAUCAGACUUGUACGACUACAAGUACUGCACGGACGUAGACUUGAUAUUUCAGGACGCGUGCUUCCCCGUACACAGAGCGAUCCUGGCCGCACGCUGCCCGUUCUUCAGAGACCUUCUCUGUCGGGCGCCCGGCUACGGCCAGGAAGUCCUGGUCGACAUUAAAACUGCAGGAAUGGACAUUCCAAUGUUCUCAGCUUUACUGAGAUAUCUGUACACAGGAGAGUUUGACACAGAAGGAUCGAGACUGGAAAAUUUGGACGUUCUUGUGCAUCUUGGCGAUGAAUUCGGUAUCCCAAAUGCUUUGGAACAAGACUUCAAAAUCCUCCUGGAGACGGGAGAUUACUAUGAUGCUAUGUUAGUGUUUUCGUCAGAGGCGGGGCCGCCCGACCCCAAUGUAACAGAAGCGUGCGGUAAUGACUAUUACUUCGAGGACGAGUUGCGUUGUCACAAAGCAAUCCUGUCAGCUCGCUCCCCUUUCUUCAGAAAUAUGCUGCAAAAGCGAGUGCGUACAGGGGAGGAGAUGACAGACAGAACGUUACAAACACCGACCAGGAUAGUCCUGGACGAGACCGUUAUACCGAGGAGAUACGCCCGCGUGCUGCUGCAAGCCAUAUAUCUGGAUACGGUGGACCUGUCGUUGAUCGUACGCGAGAGUCCGAGCACCACGAGUUUGAGCGAGGUUCAGGCGAUGGUGGCGGGGCGGGGAGAGCUGUCACAAGCAGAGGAAGCCAUGGAACUCUUCCAGAUAGCGCAGUUCUUGGAACUCAGUGUGCUGGCACAAGGCUGUGAAGAUAUUAUUGCUGAGAGCAUCACCGUGGACAUGCUGAUCCCCACCCUACAGUGGAGCAGACAGCCCCACGGGUCGGAGUGGGCCCACAGACAGGCUCUCCUGUACCUGAAGGAGGAGUUCUCCCAGGUAGCCUCCUCACCUGUGCUGUGUGAGCUCGGCAAAGACUACUUGGGAGAGGCCCUACAGUCGGACUACCUCCAGGCCAGUGAGCUGGAGGUGCUGAAGGCUGUGUUAAAGUGGGGGGAACACCAGCUGGUCCGGAGGAUGGAGGAGAGAGAGCCCAACCUUGUGAGCAACACUGCUCACAGUGUGAGUAAGAAGGGAGUGAAGAGGAGAGACCUGGACGAUGUGGAGCUGAGGGAGAUCCUGUCGGAGGUCCUGCCGUACGUCCGCGUGGACCACGUUCUCCCGGCCAGCCACGACGUUCUCUCCGGCGCCAUCAAGCGUGGCCUGGUCAGCAGCCCGCCGUCCCACAUGCUCGGGGGCGACACCGGGAAGGCCAACGCCUGGAUCCCCGGGAAGAGCAGCGGCAUGUACAUCAAACCCAGGUUAUUCCAGCCGUAUAUGGAUGAGGCUAAGGCGAUCCUGGAGGAACAUCUGGAUGCGGAGAUUGAGCUGGUGCGCCUGCGUAUGAUGCGGAUGUCGCACAUCCCCGACACUCUCUACAUGGUGGACGACAAGACCCCCUCCAGGGUCCGCCACAGACCCAGUGCCAAACCUCCAGCCUUCAUCGCAGGGGAAGUACCAGUUCCUGAUGUGGACAAGGUGCGAGCGAUGUUGGGAAGGGAGAAGGAGCUCCGCCGCAUCCCGCUAGCGCAGCGGGCAUACGGCAUCUGUCCCGACCGGGGCCUGGUCACGUACCAGAUCCACCUGCGGGUGGUGCGUGAGUGGGGCCUGCCGGACGCAGCCGUAGAACUGCUGCAGUACCCCGGGGAUUACUACCUCGAGCUGCUAGACGACAUUCCAGGUGCGGGCGCGACUGCAGCCGUGGCGCUGGCGGUCCCGCCCAUGUCAGCACCUGCCAGACACCUGGAUGAGACCAGGUUCUCCUUCACCCCGUCCCCGAGACCCCUGGCACCCAGACCUGCGCCUGUGCAACACGUCGAUCCACUCGAUGUGACUGAAUGUACUCGGCGGGGUGUGAUGCCUGACAUCGCUGUUCCAGCCACUUCUGCCACCCCCUCCGUGGGCCGUCAGAUGCAGCGGAGCCCCGAGCUGGGGGACCGGGGCGGGGCCGCCUUCAGCAGGUCCUUCUCUUACAGCUGAGGAAACACCUGCACACAGCUGUUUGUCAGCAGGUGCUCGUCUGACAGGUGUAGAACUGUUUGUAAGCAGGUGCUAGUCUGUACAGCUGCAGAACUUUUGGUAUGCAGGUGCUAGUCUGUACAGCUGCACAGGUGUUUGAAAGCAGGUGCUUGUCUGUACAGCUGUAGAACUGUUUGUGAGCAGAUGACAGACAGUACAGCUGCACACUUGUUUGAAAGCAGGUGAUAGUCUGUACAGCUGCACAGCUGUUUGUUUGGCCUAGGAAGAUUAAUGUUGUGUUCCCAAUUACGCGGUUGAAAAAGAUUCGGGUUGGCAGGUAGGGACUCUCUUUUUUAGAUUUUGUGUGAACAUAUUACUGUUAAUCUGAAACUGAAAUGCAUCACGACAAUAACAUUUUUAACAUCAGUACGCAGAUGUACAUUGUGUAAGCAUAAUUUUCUAUUGCGACUGAAAUUAUGAGGAGAACAUGUUGAAAAAUGAUCCUGCAAUGUUUUCAUCAUUCAUAUGUCAGAUUGAAAAUUUCCAACAGUUGGCAGUCAGAAAAGGGCCAUGUGUUGGCAGAUUUUUCCUAAUGUCAAUUGGCUACAUGGAAACACAACAUGUUUUUCCUAUGCCCAAGCAGGUGCUAGGCUGUACAGCUGGGCUUGUGACUGCCGGUCCAUACUGGACCUAAGACGCUAAAGGGCCAUUCCACUUUAAAAAGUGGAUGGAAAGGAGGGGGUGCUGCUCCCCCCUAAAGCUUUUAAAAUGAACUUGCCCCGAUCUUCCUUCAAUUAUGUAAAUGUAAGUAUAAAGAAUGUGUUCUAAACACUUUUAUAUCAUUUCCUAUCAAUCCUUUUGUGAAGAAAAUGCCACAGCAGUGUCAUAUGAUAUAUAUAUGUGUAUAUGUAUGUGUGUAUACUUAUAUUAUAUAUAUAAUUCUGUUAGUGUAGGUAUAGUUAGGCUAGAUGGUGGAAGUUUAAGUAAUUUUUGAUAAAAAUUUAAGAAUCCUUCCACAUUACAGAUGUAUUUGGACAGCAUUUAUGGACUGUUGUCUAAUUGACAUGAAGCGCCAUAUAGAUAUUUCUCUACAGUAUUCAUGUCCUUACAGACAAUGGAGUCGAAUCUUACCAAGCGAUGGACUGUGUUUAGCUGCAUUAGAUGGAAUACUUGUGUUUUGCUGUGUACACAACGUGCCACUGUUUACUUCAUGCUAAAGAUGUCACCAGCCUUUUUCUAUCACUGUGCCAAUGACAAAGACAGCUGCUUGUUUUGGAUAUAGCAAAUGUCUUAAAAACAUCACAGCAUGCUAGAACAUGAGUAAUUUUUUAUUUGACAAAAAAAAGCUCUGCUUGUAGAAAGAAAUUGGGUGGUUAGGGUAGAAAAGGGAGUGGAUAAGUGGACAUUUUGUAAAAUUUGUACUUUUCAGAUGGACUUCUUUGUGUCUCUUUUCCAUGAAAUUGUUUUGUACAUAAUAUGUAGACAUUGAAUAUGUAUAUGCAAGGACAGAAGUUUAAAAUGAUAGAUAUGAAUCCCCCCUCCCCCAGCAUUACAUUUGUAUUUGUAUUGUAAAGAUACAAAGGAGGAUCUUCUUGAUUUCCUGCAUUUUGAUAGCUUACAAUUUUUCUUUUCUUGGAAAGGAUGCAAAAAACUUUGUUACAAAAAGCUUGUGCUUUUAUAGUCGGAAUAGAAUGAAUUUGCUGUAACACAGUUGUGAAUUGCCAAUUAUUGAAAAUCUUAUGCCUGCACAUAUUUUGCUCCUUGAUUUUUUUAAUGACAUGAUGAUUAAAAAUGACAACAUACAAAAGGAGAAGACAAUGAUAGAUGAGCUAUUGUACUACUGGUAUGAUAGCUCAAUCACAUCUGAUACCAUAGAUUCUCCACAAUUUUAUGAUUUUUGUCGACCUGACAUAUUGUAUUGCUGGGCUUCCAUAGAAGAAGAUUUGACUUUUUCAUGCACUGUAGAUAAUAAAUGAAGAAAUUGUGUACAUGUAUCAUAAAGUUUAUGUGUAAAGAACUGCUAAGCUAUAAUCUAUUUUCAUUAUGAAGUUUCUCCUUAGUGUAUGUUAUGGUCUAUUUGCAUAUGUUGACUAGUUUUUGUGCGCUAGGCUGUGACUUUCUGGGCAAACCGAACUGAACUUAAGGAUUGAAAAGAUUCUCUAUGUUCAAGCUGAUUGGUAUUGUUAAGUACAAUAACUUGUCAUGUUCUCCUUUUGUCCUAAAAAUGUAUAAAUGAUUGUAAUUGCAUCAUAUGUUCAUUGUAGAGAUUUCAUUAUAUGUUAGAUUAUUUACUUCAAGACAAUCAUAGAUAUGUUUUCACCAUUAGACAUUAUAGAAUAAAGCAUUUGUCAUGGCCACAGAAAUAGAUUGUAGACUAGAAUGAUAGAUCCUACAUAAGUCUUCCAUAUUGCUUUUUAUCACAUUUUUGUAUGUAUCAUACAAUCCAAUCUAUUUUACUAUACAGAUGAUUGUCUGCAUAAAGUUAAGUUUCAGACUAGAGGCAUGGAACUAUGGAAAUGUGUUUAAUGAAGUAACAGCCUCAGAUCCAAAACCUGGAAAAGUGCAUGUUGAGCAUUAAUGCAAAAGAAGGAUAAAAUCAUGAAACAUGGACUGUGAAAAUUUAUCAUCCCUUCAUUUUGAGUUGUGACCACAUUUUGCCAUGUUCUAUGUCAUAGAUGAUGUAUAUGUAGCUACUGUUGUAUGUUUAUCAUCAUACAACUGUAAUAUUCCUUAACCCAUUAUGCAACUAAGGAUUCACAAAGGAUCAUCAAAAAAGGCCUCAUCUUUCCAAUUUUCUUUGCCCUUUAAUAGCUAAGACAAAUUUUUGAGAUGUAAUUUUUUUCUACUGAUCAAAUUACAAACAUGAUUUCUGUGUCUAUAUCAACAGAUUAUAUUGAUUUGAAAGUAUUUGUGGAUGGAUGAAUCUCCCUUGAACUGUACCCUGUGUGAAACAAACCUCAAUGAUAUACUAUUGGGCUAGCCCCUGAGGUGUCGCCAAAAUUAGAUGUUUGCUGUGCCCAUGUGUUCUGUGACAAUGUGUGUACUUGGGUCAUGUAGAAUGUCCAGUGUAGCCCCUGCAAAUUAUUUACGAAGCUGUCUGAUCUCUACACACCAAUGGAAUUAAACUGUAGAGUGUAUUAUGGUCUUCUGAACGGAAAACGUAAGAUGUGUACAGCUUGUUUUAUCACUUAGAUAUGAGCGUUAUUUUCCUAGUCCUUCACUGUACAGAGAUGUCCAUAGUAAAGCUUUGUGUGGCCUAGUGGUACUAUGGUGUACAUUCGGCUUGGCAAUAAAGCUUCCCUUUUUACACAAGUUUAA